CAUAACAUGAGCUGCAGAAGGCAACUUCUCUGUAUUUCAUAUUUUGGUAUCUGUAAAGUGCCAUGUAAACACUCAAUCACAGAAACAACUUAAAAGCUUGUCCAGUUCCAGCCUGCCCCACCAGCUCAGGCUGCCCAAGGCCCCACCCAGCCUGGCCUGAGUACCUCCAGGGAUGGGGCAUCCAUAAGUUCUACUGGACAGCCCGUUAAAAACACUGCUUCUGCUCCUUCAGCAGCCAGACUGCCAACAUCGGGAGAGCAGAUGGUCUUGAAUCCCAUCACCUGACAGCUUUUCCAGUGCAUGUGCUCAUGUACAAUAUUCACAAACUCCUUCUCCUCCUUUAAAAAGCUGUGCAUUAAUACAUGCAUAUAAAAUACCCAUUUCAUCUUUUCUCUCUCACAGAUUCACCAGUAAUUCUUAAAAUAUUGCAGAACUGGGCUCCUACAGUUUCCCACUACUUUGACAAAGAGCAUUAUAUUUAUGCAGGCCAGCACAUUGUCAUCCAGGAAUCUAUAGAACACUUUGGAGCAGUGGUAUGGCCUGGGGCACUGGCUUUGUCGCAGUAUCUGGAAUCAAAUCAAGAACGAUUCAACCUCAAAGACAAGAAAGUUUUGGAAAUUGGUGCUGGAACAGGCUUAGUUUCCAUCGUGGCUUCUAUCUUAGGAGCUUAUGUUACAGCUACUGAUUUGCCUGAAGUUCUUGAAAAUCUCUCAUUUAACAUUUCAAGAAAUACACACAACAUGAAUACGCACAAACCUGAAGUAAGAAAACUGGUGUGGGGAGAAGACCUCAAUGAAGAUUUCCCUUCAUCAACUUACCAUUAUGAUUUUAUACUGGCAAGUGAUGUUGUAUAUCAUCAUACUGCUCUGGAUGCCCUGCUAGCAACAAUGGUGCACUUCUGCCAGCCAGGGACAGUAUUACUGUGGGCAAAUAAAUUCAGAUUCAGUACAGACUAUGAAUUUUUGGAACAACUUUACAAUAUAUUUGAUACAUCCAUCCUAGCAGAAUUUCCAGAAUCAAAUGUCAAGUUGCUUAAAGCCACGGUAAGGGAGAACUGAAGAAAAAAACAACUGCUAAUUUUGAUUUCAUGCCCGCAUCUUGCAGUUUGGAAUGUUAUGUGCAAUUAUGGUAUGCCCUCUGUGCAUUUACAUCUGUGAAGUUGUAGCUGUAGCUGAACUCUGCACGUUUUGUUAAGAAAUCUGGCAAGACAGCAAUAUAGCUCAUUUGUCUUGGGUUCAUACUUACAACCUAUUCAAACAGACCAAUUCGCUCCACUGGAGGAACAAUGUCAGUAAGUAGUCAGAUAGCAGGGGGACAUUAACAGAAAGCAUUGAUCUUCUAGGCUGCACUGAACUUCUGCUGUUUGGAAGGUGUUCUCUUUCAGCAAAUUUCAUUUACAUACUCUUAAAUGAACCAAUAUUUUUAGCUUUAUUUGUUUUUAUCACUUAUAAAAUAAUCUUUUAAAGUAUCAGAGCGCACAUGGUGUUUUUUUUGAUCGUCAGUUUUGCACAUUUAUUCUGUUGUGUUUUACAUUUUUAACAUUAUUAAACAUAUAUGUAUAGCUUUACAAUACCUGGUCAAGAUUUAACUGUCUGGCACUUUAUACAUGUAUCAGCCUCUCCUGAUACUCAGGUUCACAUGGAUUUUUGAGUUUGC
Molecule: messenger RNA, 1656 nt
Organism: Phasianus colchicus (ring-necked pheasant)
Lineage: Eukaryota; Metazoa; Chordata; Aves; Galliformes; Phasianidae
Gene: METTL21C
Product: methyltransferase 21C, AARS1 lysine
Source: RefSeq, a predicted model, not a curated record